Messenger RNA from Ylistrum balloti, 1713 nucleotides. RefSeq names its product acyl-coenzyme A amino acid N-acyltransferase 1-like. Gene Ontology annotation, biological process: fatty acid metabolic process; acyl-CoA metabolic process. Bases 12 to 1391 code for a protein of 459 amino acids. The transcript is spliced from 9 exons. Lineage: Eukaryota; Metazoa; Mollusca; Bivalvia; Pectinida; Pectinidae. The record is from RefSeq and is a predicted model, not a curated record. Gene Ontology annotation, molecular function: fatty acyl-CoA hydrolase activity.
GUUAUACGUCCAUGCUUGCAGAUUUCAGUGAGCCACUACUAUAUUUUAGUAGCAAAACCCGAAAAAUUGGAAUUAGCAGAUGUCUACACACAAGCACAGUAAUGGAAGGUGUUCAGUUGUCUGUCCAUCCACACAAUGUAAUGGUGGACGAACGAGUGUCUGUCAGAGUAUCGGGGCUAGCAUCCAAUCAGAAAGUGACUAUACAUUCCUGGAUCAAGGGUAAAAAAGGAGAAAUUUUUGCCAGCUGUGGGUGUUACCAAGCAGAAAAUGAUGGCACUGUGGAUCUAGAAAGUACCCCCGCUUCAUCAGGCACUUAUACAGGAACAAAUGGUAUGGGAUUCAUUUGGAGUAUGCGUCCAAAUCCAGGUCAGAAGUCUCCAAGGCUAAGACUGUUACAAAUGGAUGUCACCAAGCCUCAGUUAGUUAACAUUUCUGUUCACAGUGGUCAUCUUUCUCUGACAGACUUAUGUCAAAGCAGUUCAAAUCAACCAUUAGUGACUGAAGUGCUGACUCGUUGGUACAAGUCUCCUAAUGUCAAUAGAGAACCUGUGAUGUCGGGAAGACUUAGGGGAACAUUGCUCAUACCCAAUGGUGCUGGGCCCUAUCCUGGAAUAAUAGAUAUUUAUGGUGCUGGAGGUGGCAUUAUGGAGCACCGUGCAGCCUUGCUGGCGUCACAAGGCUAUGCUGUUUUAGCACUUCCAUUCUUUGGAUAUCAAGAUCUUCAAAAAAACUUAAAUGACCUUGAUCUCAACUACUUCAAGGAGGCCGUUACAUUUCUGGACACUCAUACCCAUGUACAAUCUGGUGGUAUUGGUAUCAUGGCUACCUCUAAAGGAGCCGAGCUAGGUCAGUUCCUGGCCAUCCACAGUCCCCUGGUUAAAGCUAUUGCCAGCAUUAAUGGAAUGCCCUACUUGUCAUUCUCCCCAGUCCAUGAUGGACACAUAACUUAUCCACAUGCCAUAGAGUUAGAUCUGUCUCUGUAUGAACAAACAGAGGAAGGUAUUGUUGCCAAACCUGGCCACUGUUUCGACACUUCCAAGUUUUUCAAGCUUUGGGAGUCUGACGUCAAAGUCUUAAGUAUCAGUGGUACUGAUGACAUGAAUGUCCAUCCAGACCUGCAGCAGCUACAGGUGAAAUGCUUCCCUCCAAAUAAACGAGACAAUAUAGAACUGGUGGUGUACCAGGGAGCCGGGCACCUGAUAGAACCACCUUAUUCCCCACUCUGUCGGGCCUCGUUUAAUAGAUUGCUGCAGACCUGUAUGGUAUGGGGAGGUAAACCUGCAGACCAUGCUUACGCACAGGAAGACUCCUGGAGACGAAUUCUCGAUUUCUUUCAUAAACAUCUAUGUGACAAGCAGAUUAAGAGAAAAGAAAUUAAAAGCCUGCUAUAAUUUUGUGGAAGGGGAGCCAUUAAGUUGUUUGAUCCCUUCAUCUAAAGAACUGGAGAUGGAAGGUGUUUCAUGCUUUCAUCAUAUGUGUUGAACUUUUUCAAUGUUGAUUUGGAAAUUAAAUGAAGAGUAUUUAUUGGGAAGAUAUUUGUACUUAUGUAGUAUUUCAAUUGAUGUCACACAGUCUCAAAAGAUGAAUAAAAUAAUCAGUAAUUUUCCAACAGAAAUUGAAUAUAUUGGGUCAUUUUGUAUUCAAUUGUCUCAUGUUUAUCAAAACAAAUAUUGGGUCAUUUUGUAUUCAAUUGUCUCAUGUUUAUCAAAACAA